Pedinophyceae sp. YPF-701 is the source of this 1788-nucleotide messenger RNA. The record is from the annotation of a GenBank genome assembly. NCBI's taxonomy places the organism in Eukaryota, Viridiplantae, Chlorophyta, Pedinophyceae.
AUGCGGGCUUCUGCGAUGGCUCACACCCAGGCAGUGCCAGGCGCGCGCAGCUGCCGUGGUCGGGCCGGCGUCGACGGCGCCUCUGCGCUACGCCCCCUCAGCUUGCCCUGGCAGCGGCUGCGCAGCGCGCCCACGCGGCCCGGCGACGCGGCCCCAGGCCGGAGGACCUCGAUUAUCAGCUCCGCGGCUGCGCCCACGAAGGCGCCCGUCCCCAAGUCCCAGGGCCAGGGCAAGAAGGUCGUGAUCGUCGGCGGCGGCAUCGGGGGCCUGGUCGCGGGCGGCCUCCUCGCGAAGCAGGGUAUGGACGUGACCAUUUUGGAGAAAAACGCCGACGUCGGCGGGAGGUGCCAGUCCGAGACCACGGCGGGCGGCUUCCGGUUCGACACGGGCCCCUCGCUGCUGCUGUUCCCGGACACGUACAAGCAGACCUUCGCGCUCCUGGGCGAGCCCGACAUGGAGCGGCGGCUCCCGGUGACCAAGAUUACGCCCGCGGGGUACCGCGUGCACUUUGGCGACGGAUCGGACGCCGACAUGAUCUACGAUCGCGACGCCAUGUGCGCGCAGCUCGAGAAGAUCGAGCCGGGCGCCGGCGACGCGUACCUGCAGUGGCUCAGGGACGCGGAGAACUCCCUGAAGCUCGGUAUGGAGAACUUCAUUGAAGUGGAUGCUGACAACCUCCUGGGGCUAUUGCGGCUUGACAAACUGAUCCCUAUGGUGCUCAAGGUCUCCCCGAUCGACCUCCUCUCGCCGCACGUGUCCGUGCUUGGCUCCAAGUUCAAAGACCCCCGCCUGAAGGCCAUGUUCACCUUCCAGGACCUGUACGUGGGGUUGUCGCCGUACAACGCCCCGGGGGUGUAUUCCCUGCUCGCCGGCACCGAGCUCCUGGACGGCGUGUGGUACCCCAAGGGCGGGUUCCAGAACGUGCGGGCGCAGAUCCGGCAGCUCGCGGAGGAGAACGGCGCGCGGGUGCAGUGCAACGCCGAGGUGCAGCGGGUGCUGUUCGAGGGGGACCGGGCGGUGGGGGUGGCGCUGGCGGGCGGCGAGGAGGUGCGCGCGGACGUGGUGAUGUGCAACCGGGACGUGUCGAAGGGGUUCUCGAUCAUGGACAACGACAAGGCCAAGCAGCGCGGGCAGAAGAUCAAGGACAAGUGGGACUAUUCCUGCGCGGUGGUAUCGUUCAACUGGGGCAUCUCGAAGCCGGUGCCGGAGCUGCUGCACCACAACGUGUUCCUCUCGGACGACUGGGAGGCCUCGUGGGACCGCGCGACCGCGCCGGACAAGUUCGUGAAGAAGCCGAACUUCUACGUGCACUCGCCGUGCGUCACGGACCCCUCCGCGGCGCCGGACGGCAAGGCGAGCGUCAUGGUGCUGCUGCCCAUCGCCAACAAACAAGAGAUCGAGAAGGCCGCGGGACGCAAGCUGUCGGACGCGGAGAUGCGCGAGAGGCUUGACGCGAUCAUCGCCGAGGGCCGCGAGCGCGUGCUGGACACGUUCGAGUCCAAGGGCAUCGAGCUGCGCGGGCACAUCGAGGAGGAGUUCAUCAUCGACCCCGUGGAGUGGGAGGAGCGGUACGGCAUCGAGCACGGCGCGGUGUUUGGCCUGUCCCACGGGAUGCUGCAGCUGGCGACGUUCCGGCCGGCGCUGAAGGACCUCACGCACGAGGGGCUGUACUUCGUCGGCGCGUCCACGCGGCCCGGGAACGGCGUGCCGCUGGUGAUGAUUUCGGGGCGACUGGCGGCGGAGCGCGUGCUGCAGGACCAGGGCGUUGCGGUGCCGUGGAGCGGCUGA